Messenger RNA from Pistacia vera, 862 nucleotides. Its product is annotated as phospholipase SGR2-like. Gene Ontology annotation, cellular component: cytoplasm. The coding region runs from base 1 to 456 and encodes 151 amino acids. The transcript is spliced from 6 exons. Gene Ontology annotation, molecular function: metal ion binding; glycerophospholipase activity. Lineage: Eukaryota; Viridiplantae; Streptophyta; Magnoliopsida; Sapindales; Anacardiaceae. The record is from RefSeq and is a predicted model, not a curated record.
AUGCCGGCUUGUUGUCAAAUGUUAAACAUUUCUCACCCAUAUGAUCCUGUAGCAAAUAAGUUUGUCUUGCACAUCCAUUACAAUGCUACAAGAGUAGAGCCACUUGUUUGUAAAGAGUUCCUCACCGUACAUCCAGUUAUUAUUCCUUACCAUAGAGGUGGAAAGAGGCUGCAUAUAGGAUUCCAGGAAUUUACCGAAGAAGUAGCUGCUUGUUCUCAGGCAAUAGUGGACCAGUUCAACUCUGUAAGGGCUAAAGUACUUACAGUUUGUCAAUCGAGAAAUGCAGAUGCCCUAGAAGUGGCAGAAAAUGCCGAAGAAAGAGAAGAAAGAUCAUAUGGUGUUAUAAUGAUGGAGAGGCUAACUGGAAGUGCAGAAGGACGGAUAGAUCACAUGCUUCAGGAUAAAACAUUUGAACAUCCUUAUUUACAAGCCAUUGGAUCGCAUACACUAAGCUAAUUGGCCUUGAAGCAGCUGCACUCUGUUGCAUCUGGAUGGCCCAUCACAUGGUCUUGAAGGCUUCUUUAAACAAGAAGCAUAAAAAUUGUUUUUCAUUAGAAAUCAGAAAAAUUACCCUUUCUACUUUUUGUGCUUGCCCUGCGUUAAUCAUACGAACUCAUUAACCUUGCUUCUUAUUAGCAUUCAAAAAGUGUUUGUAAAGUGUAGUUUCUGACACAGUAGAUUGCUUUGUUUCCCAGUUCUUUCUGCACAUAGGUAGGCGUAUGCACCAAAUCAAGUUACUAUAUGUUACUUGUAACAUAAGUUAUGUGUUGUAGAAAUGGAGAUGUACUUGUAACAUAAGUUAUGUGUUGUAGAAAUGGAGAUGUACAUAGACUACAAUAAAAAGCUUUUAUGCUUUGUUGGA